CACACCAACAACAUGAAGCUUACACUCCUGAUCAGCCUGGUGGUCGUGGCCGCUGCCGCUCCUCAGCAAUCAGAAAAAGACGCUGUGAUCGUGCUGGACGAGCGAAGUGACUCCGGAGACGGAAACUUCUAUUACAACUUUGAAACCAGCAACGGAAUAGCCGCCCAGAAGACCGGAACCCCGGGCUCCGAGGGCCAGAGCAACAUGCAGGGCGCCUUCAGGUUCAGACUCCCUGACGGCACCGUCGCUGAGGUCCGCUAUGUCGCCGACGAGCUAGGCUACAGGCCUGAGUCUCCGCUGAUCCCUACGCCCCACCCUCUCCCCGCCCACGCCAUCGAGCAGAUCCGCGUCGCCGAAGAACAACGCCGCCAGGGUAUCACCUUCGAUAAAUAAACACGAAGUUGACCUUCCUGUCUGUACUCCAUCACACAAAACACUAGACUCACUCGACGUUAUCAUAAAUGUUCAAUAAAUAUAAUGUUUGCA
Procambarus clarkii (red swamp crayfish) is the source of this 486-nucleotide messenger RNA. RefSeq names its product cuticle protein AM1159-like. Gene Ontology annotation, molecular function: structural constituent of chitin-based larval cuticle. The record is from RefSeq and is a predicted model, not a curated record. NCBI's taxonomy places the organism in Eukaryota, Metazoa, Arthropoda, Malacostraca, Decapoda, Cambaridae. Gene Ontology annotation, cellular component: chitin-based extracellular matrix.